UCAGACUCCACACGUCCCAUUGAACCUCACCCGGUGGCCCCGCCCCCACGUUUCGCGCAGGCGUCGUUUGGAAUGCUGUGUUGUGGGCCUGCGAGGAGCUGGUGGCCCGUCAGCCUUGUGGCCCUGUUAUCCUGGAAGGAGGGAGGACAGAGUGAUAGUGAAGUCCGGCUGAGGUGUAUGUAGUGGCCUAAAUCCUGUUUAUUGAAUCAUCAGCAGUGAUGCAGAAUGAUGGGGAAAUGCUUGCCAAGUCUUCAUCAAUUCUACAAGGAAUUGUUGGUAGAAGAGAGGCCCAGUAAGGACAUUGCAGAGCUAGCAGCUUUGCUUUCUCCCAGUGUGUGUGUGGAUGAUCCAAACAUAAAUGGUGAUACCAAUGGAACUGCAGAACCAAGUAACAAGGCUUAUAUCUAUGGGGACACAGUAUCUGCAGAUAGUCGCAGCAUGCUGCAUGAUAGCAACUGUACCCCAAACGACAGUCAGAAUGAAAUCCUAUUGGUUCAGAUGUCAUUGAUUCAGAUUAUGUGUUCUAAAGUGCAUUCUGAAGAACUAAAUCAAGAUGUCAGAGAAUCAUACAUGAAGACCAUAAGAAUUCUAUUGGAAGAUAUGGAAAUAUUAGCUAAACUGGUUUUGCUGUUUGGCUGCCCAGAUAAGCUGUUGUCUCAUUUGGCUAUGAAGAGUGUUGCAUCACUGAUUCUGGUUGAGAUUCUGGUGAUGAAUCGAUCUGUGGAGAGUUGGAUCAACGGUUGUCUGUACACUCUGUCAAAAAACCCUGGAAGUAGCCAAGCAGCUGAAUGGGUGCAAACAAUUGCAUUUGUCAUUAAAGAAGUUUUAAAGGGAAAGUCUCUGAAUAAGACAGUGACCAUAGAGAAGUUCUUGACUCCAAUGGACUCUGUGUUUGGUGAUUUGUACUCCUUGAUGUUUACUUCAUAUUCUGGUGACUGCCAAACAAGUGGAGCCACAGCAGCACCUGAUACCGAGAACAUUGCCACGACCAAUCAACUUGUAUUUGUAGAUUUACUUAAAAUUUUUGUUACUAUUAGAAUCCAGCUGAAAUUAAAUUUCUCUUGCCUGAGGAUAUUAUACCUGCGUACCUCACAAUUACUACAGCAUGUCGUUUCCUCUGCUCAUUACAUAGUUAAAAAGAGGCUGCUUUUGCUGCUAAAACAAUGUGUUCUUUGCCAUGCUGGUGAAGAUAAUGUGAAUGAUUCCUCUUGUGCAACAACUGAGCGAGAUAGCCAUAUGCAGCAUGACUUACUGGCUGUAUCAAAUGCAGUGUUACAAGCUUUGGUGUCAGCUCAGUUCAGAAAACUUCCUGUUAGUCCCAAGCCAUGUUUCUUUGGAGGCAAUGAGAUGGUUGGUGUUGCAGAUUCUAACUUUGGACCAGACCUAGUGAUGAUAAGGGCUGUAUGUCUCAUUCUAAUUAAAGCCAUGGAGACUAAGGUGCAAAACAGGACCUUUGGUGUCACAGAACAAGGCUGUCUAAGAGCUGAGCUCCAACCUUGUGUAUCGCAAUUGAUGACAUUUCUGAGGAUGCAUUUCCAAUGCCCUGUACGUUCCCAACAGCUCUCGCAUCCAUGUGUUUUGGUUUCGCUGGUUUUUGGUGAGCAGGAUGAUGAUAUGGUGGAAGCUGCCAGAGCACUACUAACCAUCUAUACAAGUUGCUACAGAUCUUUGGAUAUCUAUCCUCAGGAAAAGGCAAACAAUUCUUGCGAAGCAUGUGAACAUUGCUUCAAUCCCCACUGUAUCUUUCUCCUGAUGUUACAGAGUUUAGCAUUUGAUCAUUCUGUCCUGCUGGACUUCCUGAUUUCCUCUGAAACCUGCUUCCUGGAGUAUUUAGUGAGAUAUCUGCGAUUUCUUCAAGAGGACUGGCAGCCCUUCUGCUGCAUUUGUGCUCGGUUUGACACAGCUGCUGCUGAGUCAUUUUGUUCCUCUGAAAUAAACGAAGUCUGUGUCAACUUCAAUUUCACUCCUGGUGUAGAACAAGACAGGACCAACAAUCAAAUUGUCACUGAAAACUCAAAAGAAGCAAUUGUAAAUCCCAAAGCACCGCACUUUCUCACACCUGUGAGGGACCCAAGAAACCAUGUAGACACUGGGAAAAGCAGCAACACAGGAUGUCUGAUGAGCAGCAAUAUGCCCUGGCCACGUAAGCAGCCCCAAAGUCUAGUGGAUUAUGAAAGUUCUGAGGACUCAGACAAUGAAGUAAUGGAAGCUUCCAGCUUAAAUAUCCUCAGCCUGGAGAUCAAUCAGAGUAUUGUAAUGAAUAACACAUUCACAAGUGGUGAAACAGUGAAACAAGCUCCAGAAACAAUAAGAAGCAAAAAUGUUGAAAGAAACCCAAGAGAUAUAAAUUCACAUAGUUGUGAAAACAACACAAAAAUGUCCCUGGAAAAAAUAUUCAACAAAUCAAUGAGUUGUUUGACUGAAUUGAGAAAAAUCAUUAGCCGUUUGCAGAGAAGAAAUCUUUUUCCAUACAAUGCAACAGCACUGCUAAAAUUGCUUAUAGAUAUUGAAAUACGUAGCAGAAGAGAUGAUUCAAUCCUUGCAAAAAUACCAGUGAUUAACAGAUCAUUUGACAAUCCAGACACAGUUUCUUCAAAUGUUAUAUUUUAUUAAUCUAUAAUUCAUUCUUGCAAAUAAAAUUCAAUGAGAAAACUGAGUUUAACUCUCUAAUAAAACACAGAAGGUGUGCGAUAACAGAAUGAAGAACAGGAUGUGAAAUUAGAUUGUUUAAUCUUUACAUAUUUUAAUUUGAAGUCACUUAGCAGACGGUAUU
Messenger RNA from Rhincodon typus (whale shark), 2773 nucleotides. It is a transcript of the gene lins1, whose product is annotated as lines homolog 1. The record is from RefSeq and is a predicted model, not a curated record. NCBI's taxonomy places the organism in Eukaryota, Metazoa, Chordata, Chondrichthyes, Orectolobiformes, Rhincodontidae. The transcript is spliced from 7 exons. The coding region runs from base 226 to 2613 and encodes 795 amino acids.